CUGUACAGUAAGCUGUCAAGAGCUUGUUGCUCAAAGCUGUGUCAUGUCACAAAGUAAUGGCCGUUGGAAAAUGACGUCCCCUUAGUUGUACGAGACACUUUAGCUCCCGUUUCGCUCAACAUCAACUGGUUGUCGAGCGUUAGUUUCGGCCUCACGAUUGGGUUUUAUGUGCGGUGUCCGAGUUGUGGCGCGGUGUAAUCGGCGCCGUAUGUCCCCCCUCCCUUCCUCCUCCUCCAACCAACACCGCGGGCAGCGGUUCUUCCGCGGCGAUGAGCUCGCCAGUAUAAGUGCCUCGAAGAAUUCCUCAGCUUGAACUUUGAGGAAAGCUUGUUUUUCCUUUGGGUCCAGAAACAGCAUCUGGGGGCUCCUACUUUGCACAUCAUCCAAAUAGGAUCAUGGUCUAAAGAAGAAACUGGUCUUGCAUAGUUUCCAAAAAAAAGCCAAUGAGUGGUGGUGUUCAACGGACGUGUGAUCUCCCAAGCUCAACGACCCUCCUUCUAGCUCUAGCUCAUGGAGGACUUAUCCUCUUGUUUUAGGAGACGACUGUGAUCGGCCUUCCGCUUUCAGCACCGUGAUUGUCUUAUAAUAAGAACUGUUUAUGAUCAAAAACCUUUGGACAUGGCGUCGGGGAGAGACACAAAAUGGCUGACCCUGGAAGUGUGUCGACAGUUUCAGCGAGGAAACUGUUCACGCAGUGACGAGGAAUGCAAAUUUGCUCAUCCGCCAAAGAGCUGCCAAGUGGAAAAUGGGAGGGUCAUCGCCUGCUUUGACUCGCUAAAAGGCAGAUGCUCUAGAGAGAACUGCAAGUACCUCCAUCCGCCCUCACACUUAAAAACUCAGCUGGAAAUAAACGGCCGCAACAAUCUCAUCCAGCAGAAGACAGCAGCUGCAGUGCUCGCACAGCAGAUGCAGAUCAUGAUCCCUACAGCCAGUCUGCAGUCUGUGGGUCUUGGCACUAACUCUGGUCUCGGCUACGGUUCCUACUUGACGCCCCUAAGCCACGGGAUCGGCCUUCUUCCCACAGACAUCCUCCCCAGCAGUCAGGUUCUUGUUUCAGGGAGCCCGCCUGUCACGGUCCAGAGCUCGCCUUCUUCCUCCUCUUCUUCACCCUCCCAGAAGCUCCAGCGCACUGACAAACUGGAGGUAUGUCGUGAGUUCCAGAGAGGCACAUGUGCUCGAGGAGAGACCGACUGCCGGUUCGCCCACCCCAGCGACAGCCCGAUGAUUGACACCGUCGACAACACCGUCACCGUUUGCAUGGACUACAUCAAGAGCCGCUGCAGCCGCGACAAGUGCAAGUAUUUUCACCCACCUGCGCACUUGCAGGCCAAAAUUAAAUCCGGUCAACAUCAGACAGCCAUGGCGGCCCAGGCCACAGCUGCAGCCGUGACUCAGUCGACUGCCAAAGCAAUGAAGCGACCCCUCGAGGCAACUGUAGACCUGGGCUUCCCGCACAGCAUCCUGCAACCGCUACCAAAGAGGGCAGCCCUGGAGAAGAGCAACUGGGCCAGCUCGCUGCUCAGCCCCAGUUUGUUGCACUACCAGCAGGCUCUGGCCAGCACACAGCUGCAGCAUCCCACAGCCGCAUUCUACCCUGCAGGGAAAGGCUCCUGUUCAGAGAGGGUCGGAGGAAUCCAGGUGCUGGGUCCAGGCAGGCAGGAAACAGGAUCUGAAGCAGGAGAGCCAGGGAAGAGCACAAGUCAGGCAGGCAGGAUGGGAACAGAGUGCAGAACAGGGCAGUGGUCUGUUUUGUGUAUGACUCCUGCGAACAGCAUAGUCCCCAUGAUGUACAGUGCUACGCCUGCUAGUGUCUCUGCAGCAACUUCUCCCGCCACAAGUGUCCCCUACGCAGCAACAGCACCAGCCAAUCAGAUCAUUCUCAAGUAACCACCAGAACCAGGACUCAGUGCCACAAAGAUCCGGAGCAGUCCAUCUGUACAUACACUGUUCACUGCGUACGUCACCCGCAGCAAGCCGCAUGCUGAUCAAGCACCACAAGUGGAGUACAUGACCACAUAGAGUACGGUAUUGCAUCAAGGUCACACAACGAGACCCUACGCAUGGACAUACUCUACAUGCGUUUGCCAGUGUAAAUCAUCUGCGUUGCAUUUUUUUCAUCGAAACAACUGGGGAAAAAGUAACAUAACGGUAGUUAGAACCAUAUGAACAGCAAUGUACUGGAUGAUACUAACAGGAAAUGUUAGCUGAAAUUUAAAUGAUGUAAAUAGUCACGUCCGAAGUGUGUUCAUCAUGGUAGUCCCCGUCGUAAAGGGGUAACAACCAUAUUAGAGAUUGUUCACUUUCUUGUAUGCGUCGUUUCUUUGUCAUGAUUGUUUGACCUUGUGCCAGAUUCAAUUGCUUUAUUAGCAGCUAUUAAAAAGCACUUAUUUUAAAUUAUAUGAAUAUAAAUAUGGCCCUCAGUGUACAGGCUUUUAUCUCCAGUGAGCAGUGCUCCUCCACCUGGUGUGCCUUUGCAUUGCAUUGAAAGUCUGUUUGCCACUGUCGACCCACCCGAAUGUGCUCUCUAAGGGCACGGAUGAAUUUUCCCCUCAAAAGCUAAUAUUUAAAUGAUGGGUCCUUAUGAUAGGCAUUUUACAUAACCGUAAAGAGUUUAUUCAGUGUAUAUUCAAACAGAAGUGUAAUCCUGCAAGGACUGAACUAUUAUUGUAACUGUUAAGUCUUGAAAGUUACAAGUGCCUAAAGAGUUGUCAUAUUUAAGGGGCUUCGAACGACAUUGUCCUGUAUUUAAAAAAAAAAAAAAAAA
Hippocampus comes (tiger tail seahorse) is the source of this 2764-nucleotide messenger RNA. RefSeq names its product muscleblind-like protein 2a. The transcript has 11 exons. The coding region runs from base 619 to 1887 and encodes 422 amino acids. Gene Ontology annotation, molecular function: metal ion binding; RNA binding. NCBI's taxonomy places the organism in Eukaryota, Metazoa, Chordata, Actinopteri, Syngnathiformes, Syngnathidae. Gene Ontology annotation, biological process: regulation of RNA splicing. Gene Ontology annotation, cellular component: cytoplasm; nucleoplasm. The record is from RefSeq and is a predicted model, not a curated record.